Triticum dicoccoides is the source of this 1485-nucleotide messenger RNA. Its product is annotated as protein SODIUM POTASSIUM ROOT DEFECTIVE 1-like. The record is from RefSeq and is a predicted model, not a curated record. The transcript has 4 exons. NCBI's taxonomy places the organism in Eukaryota, Viridiplantae, Streptophyta, Magnoliopsida, Poales, Poaceae. The coding region runs from base 458 to 820 and encodes 120 amino acids.
UCCGAUCCAGAUCCCUCUCCUCCCCUCGCCGCCACCCACCCCUCCCCUGCAGCCACCUACCUCCAACACCUACCCCUCACCUCGCUGCCACCCACCUCCGCCACACCUCCCCUCCCCACCUCAGAUCCUCUCCCCACUCCCAGAUCCAACUUGCCACCUGAGAACGAGGAGGUCGCGGCCAGGAACUUCGCGAUGCGGUGGUCGUCGACGCGGGGUCAUGACGCGGGGCCGUCCAUGGAGGCGGUGGUCGACGACGCGGUGUCCAAGCUGCUGAAGGCCGGCAUCGCGCUGUCCGAGAUCUCCUCUGCCCCCGGGCUGUCAGAUGAUGCCCUCGAAGGUGAAGAUGGGCUGAGAUGGCAGGCUGCUAGUUGCCUCGGCCUCGAAGAUGAAGAUGAAGGUGGAGGAGAGCGAGCGUGGGUGAGAUGGCAGGCUGUUGGUUGCCUCGGCCUCGCGCAGCAUGUCCGACCGCCCCUACUCCCCUGACGAGCGCAUGCUGCAGCUCCUAGGCGAGGGUACACGGACUCCACUUCUUCCACCAGCCACCCUCCCCUCUGCGCCCAGCUUGUGGAACACCUCCACACCAUCUUCGGAGCCGCCUGCCGUUUACUUGAUCGUGCAGGUGGUCGUGCUGAAGGUGUCCCUGCACUACAAAGUGUGCACUGGCAAGGUGAAGAAGCACCUCACCAAGAUGGAAGGUGAGCACCAACAUCUCUUAAAGUUUGGUGACAAAAUAAUGCAUCUUGAAUCCUGGGAAGACCAGUUACUUACUAAUAAUAUGUCAUUGGAGGAUAUGCUACAGCAAUGCAGCAAUUUGAAUUGAUAUUCACAUUGAAUUAAUGACUUGUCUUGUGUAUGCAAUUGAAACAUACCCAUAUAAAAGAAGUUUGUUCCAUGCAUCAUUGAGCACCAACAUCUCUUAAAGAAGUCCGUUCCAUAUGGCAGAGAUAUUCUGUUUGCUAAUAUGAAGAUAACAUUGUGUUUAAUCCAGUACUGAUGAUUGUUUUCAUUCCCAUAUAAACUUGUUAAUGAUGGUGAUUUUGUACUAGCAUAUAAACUUGUUUUUGUGUCACUUGAUACAUACUUAGCUUGUACUUCAAGUUGUGGGUUAAUGUUGGUAAUUUUGUUCUACUUGUAUGCAUUGGUAUCCCCAUCAUCAAGCGCAUGGAUGCAAUAGUGGCAAGAAGAUCAUGGUCGUGUGCAUCAUCAAGCACACCAUGGCAAGCAUCCACCUCCUCACAGUGGCAAGAAGAGCAGGUGCCUAGUUGUAAUCGCUGUCGAAGGAGGUCCAUGCUGAAGAACAUAAAACUUGUAGAGCUUGUAAAGUACCAUGCUAUUGAACUUGUGGAGCAUGUAAUUGUGACUGCCAUACUGUUGUGACACUUGUAGAGCUUGCAAAGUGUAUGUUAGAGCUUAUUACGUGUUAUUUGUACAGCAGCAGCUUUGUACUGACUUUGGCUGAUAAUAUUUGAAGUAUUUUGUGUGUUU